Messenger RNA from Drosophila takahashii, 469 nucleotides. RefSeq lists its product as uncharacterized. Lineage: Eukaryota; Metazoa; Arthropoda; Insecta; Diptera; Drosophilidae. The record is from RefSeq and is a predicted model, not a curated record.
CAACCUUAGGUUGAGACGUAGGAUUCGGCUUUUCCCCAGCUCAGUUCGGUUUCACAGAGCUAUACUUUUCACUCUCGGGGAAAAUACAGAAAAUAAAUCAAUUAAAAUGCUGCUAAACUUGAUAUAUGGUGUGCUGGAAACCAUAUCGAAUGCGAUCUACACAACAGUGGCCACCAUUUGGAGUGUUGAACAGGCCGUGAUCAACCUGAUGAUGUCCACCUUUCUGUUUGUGCUGGGCGUAGCCUGUCAUCCGCUGAUGGUGAUUCCCAUGCUGAUGGGGGGCUACUAUAUUUUGCGCAACUGCUGGUAUCGUCGCGCAAAGAGCCCGCGGUUGGAGAACUCGGUGGAUAGCGAUGGCCUCUUGAAGACUCCAGGGACUCCGUACGUCCCCCGUACUCCUCGCCUUCCCGCUUUUCGCAGCUUUGGGAACCUCUCCACUCUUAGCAACGAGGCACCUAACGAUAACUAA